UUUUCAAUUUGAUUUUUUUUUUUUAUAUGAAAUCGAAGGAAGUUUCGAAUUCCGGCGUUUCAGUUUCACUUACGAGGAAAUAAAAUCGAAUAUUUCCAUCUGGUGGCCAGUUUCUGAUCUGAAAUCUGAAUUCAUCGGUAAUACUCUUCAAGAUUCGAGGAAAAGUGAUCUUAUUUCUGGAUUUUGAUCCAAACUAGUCACACUGAACAACCAGCAGCUUUGGUUGGUUACAGAUAAAUUCUGGAAGAGAUCUGGUCUAGUGUAAAUUCACGAUGCCCUAUUUCAAGAGUUUCUGCGGUUACAGUUUGAAAUGCGGAGUUUACGUUUCCUGUGCAAUUCAUUUGUUGAUAGGUUUAUGUUUCGCCAUCGCUUCUGAAGAGAGAACUUCAAUUCUUCUUGGUUUCUCACAAAUGUGGAUUGUAAUGAAUUCGGUCUUUGCAUUACUCUUGAACUCAGCCUUCUGUCUUUGGCUAAUGAUCGCUUAUCAGUUCUUCAUUGCUGCUUGUUGUGGUGUUGCGAUGGUCGUGUGUCUAAUUAGGCACUACAUACCUAUGAGUUUCCUUGCUGGUCUAGGUUUCGCUUUGGAGAUAUAUUUCGUCAUGUUAACGAUAAAUCUGCACCACGAAAUGAAACAUCGUCAAACUGGUCACGUUUUCCCUGAUCAUCCUGAAGCAUCAGAAUCAAAUCGUAUGCCUCAAGUAAACGUACAAUCUCCUGCAGCUUUCAACGUUCCUUACGUUCCAGUUCAGUCGAAUUUGCCGAAUCGUGUUGUUAUGCAUUCGAGUAUUCCUCAAAGUGCAGUAUAUAGUGCUAGUGUUAUUGGUGUUCCAGUUGUGGAUCAUCAUUCCUAUCUUCCGGCUCAUGUUCAGCCUGCGUAUAACCCAGAUUUCGUUCAAACUGAUUUCUUGAAAAUUGAAAAAUGAUUAUACUAAUGUAGUGAACUACAUUGAGACACGAGUAUAAUUUUUUGCGAUGAAGGAUAUUAUUAUGUGUACCAGUAUACCUACUACUUGUUACAAUUGACUGUUUAUUUUACGUACCUACUUACGUAAGUUUGGUGAUUUUUUCCAGUAUGUAUUUAUGUUAAUAAAUUUGAU
Planococcus citri (citrus mealybug) is the source of this 1097-nucleotide messenger RNA. RefSeq lists its product as uncharacterized. The record is from RefSeq and is a predicted model, not a curated record. Bases 273 to 923 code for a protein of 216 amino acids. The transcript is spliced from 6 exons. NCBI's taxonomy places the organism in Eukaryota, Metazoa, Arthropoda, Insecta, Hemiptera, Pseudococcidae.